AUGUCGUCGCAAUUUUUUGAUAUUGACUUGGCCCCCCCGGCCCCCCCCAUCAACGAGGACGACGAGGCUGACAGUGACUGGGUGGAAAUAGACCCGGGAUAUGAAGCUCCCAACACACCAUCUUCUACCGGGGAUGAAGCUCCCCCGCGCGAGUCUACAGAUGCCGAGAGCCAAGAGGAGGAAACUAUCCGUUCCCAGGGCGAGCUCGUCCCCCGUCCAAAGCCCGGUGGAUAUGAUAGUCGUGUGGAGCAAAUGCUCUACGAGAACCCGGAGCUACCCAUUUUAAUUACCGACGCCGGGAAGAGCACGGAGAGUGGUAGAUACAUCGUCUACACGAUCAAAACCGGGGAACUUAUAGUUCGCCGGCGCUAUUCAGAGUUUGCGACACUCCGGGAGGCACUCACACGGCUACAUCCUACCCUCAUCAUACCUCCGAUUCCCGAGAAGCAUACCGUGGCCGAGUACGCCGCCAACCCCACCAACGCGAAGCAGGACCAGCAAAUAAUCGAUCUCCGGAAGCGCAUGCUAGCGGUUUUCUUGAACAGGUGCCGGAGGAUGGAGCAGGUCCGGGCGGAUGGCGUCUGGUGGCGGUUUUUGGAUCCCAACUCAAGCUGGAACGAGGUCCUCCACUCGCAUCCCGUGGCAUCCAUCCCCAAAUCUAUAAUGAGGGCACCGCCCUUGGACCCGGCCAAUCCGACUCCGGGUCACGAAUUUCUCCCCAUCCCCGCCAGCUCUUCAAAGCUCAAGUCCGCGCCCGCCGCGCCGGCUCCGAACAGCACGGCCGGCGCUCAGGUCUUUUCCCGCUUCCCGCCGGAUAGCAGUAACCUUAGCGAGCAGGAGUUGGACCCGUAUUUUACCGCCUUCGAAACCUCUAUCAGAGAGCUCGAAUCGCUACUUAUGGGCCCCAUGGAAAAGGUCAACCGGCGGUCCCUGAACCACCUGUCGUCCUUGGCCUCGGAUCUCUCCGAGUUAGGGGCGAGAUAUAACGCGUUUUCUCUUUCCGAGCCCGUUCAAUCGCUCUCGACGGCGAUUGAGCGGAUAGGACAAGCCGCCGAUUCGUCGUACAUCGCCACCGAGGAACUCUCAAGCUCUCUCGGCGCGAGCUUUGCUGAACCCAUGCGUGAGAACGCGCAGUUUGCCGGUGUAAUUAGGAGCGUCUUGCGGUAUCGGGUUCUGAAGCGGGUGCAACAAGAUAUGACCGCAGACGAACUUAAUCGGAAGGGCCAGUUGCUUGACCAACUAGAGCGGAGCGAGGCGGAGGCGAGGAGAAUAGAGCAGUACUUGAGUGGCACACAGCAACUCCCGCCCCCCCCGAAGAAAUCGACGAGCACAAGGGAAACGCAGUCGCAUCGCCGCGAUGGCAGUAACGAGGACACCGCAUCGAUCGACUCAGAUUUUCCUCCCACGCACGGCGACAUCGCCUCAGCGCCCUCGGCCAAUAUCGGGACCCCAGAGAGGUCACCCGCAGCUCCUAGCCAUAAGAAGGCACCAAGCGCGACGUCGAUCACGAACAAGAUCUUUGGGCCCCUCCGUCACGCCGUUCAAGGGGUGGUUGACGCGGACCCCGAGAAAACACGGCGGGACACCAUCACCAAGACCCGCGAGUCGAUCGUACAGCUCGAGCAAGCAAAGGUCGCGUCGGCUCAGGACACGAACGCUGACAGCCGGUUACAGCUCGCCUAUGCGAAAAGCCAGAUCGAGUGGGCAAAGAAGAACAAGGAAACAUGGGAGGAAGCGAAGGCAGAAGUGGAGAAGAUUGAUGAGUCGAUGGGCUGA
Chaetomium globosum CBS 148.51 is the source of this 1776-nucleotide messenger RNA. RefSeq lists its product as uncharacterized. Gene Ontology annotation, biological process: retrograde transport, endosome to Golgi. The record is from RefSeq and is a predicted model, not a curated record. The transcript is spliced from 4 exons. The coding region runs from base 1 to 1776 and encodes 591 amino acids. Lineage: Eukaryota; Fungi; Ascomycota; Sordariomycetes; Sordariales; Chaetomiaceae. Gene Ontology annotation, molecular function: phosphatidylinositol binding.